Molecule: messenger RNA, 4821 nt
Organism: Aricia agestis (brown argus)
Lineage: Eukaryota; Metazoa; Arthropoda; Insecta; Lepidoptera; Lycaenidae
Gene: ex
Product: protein expanded
Exons: 5
Coding region: 35-3826 (1263 amino acids)
Biological process (GO): positive regulation of hippo signaling
Cellular component (GO): cytoplasmic side of apical plasma membrane; cytoskeleton
Source: RefSeq, a predicted model, not a curated record
UGAUGAGCUUGUAAUAGUAGUAUCGAGAUGCGACAUGCGCGCUCUGUGUUCGGUUCGCGGGCCGCUGGGCGGGGCAGCGCGCGCGCUGGGGGCCGGCGCUCGCCUGCUCUCCCUGCGCCUCCCCGGGCAGCAGCCGGUACACUUCGUGGUGGAAGCCAAGGCCAGGGUCAAGGAGCUGAAGGCGCAGGCCUACGCGCACAUGCAGCUGCAGACCACGACAGACACAGAGCUCUUCGGCAUAGCUAUAAUGCAAAACGGAGAGUAUCUAUUUCUUGACUUGGAAAGCAAACUUUCUAAGUAUGCGCCAAAGAGCUGGAGAUCAUCACACACACACGGCUUAGAUGCUAAUGGGAAACCGUUACUCGAGUUGCACCUUAUUCUACAAUUUCACGUCGAGAGUCCUCUACUUCUACACGACGAAAUAAGUCGUCAUUUGUACUUCCUUCAACUUUUACAAAAUGUACGUUCUCGAGACGCAUUGCCCGCUGAAAUUCUUUUGCUGCUGAUUGGAUUAGCGCUACAAGCACAGUUCGGUGACGAAGAGACUUACGAAGAUCAAGACUAUUUUAAAGUAGAAGAUUUUGCCCCAUCAUCUCUAAAAGGUGACUGGGUAGCAUCUGCAAUUCGCGCUUGCCAUCGUGAACAUAGAGGACUUUCUAAGAGUGAUGCUGAAAUAAGGUUCAUACGUGAAAUAUGCCUCUUGCCUGAUACUAUAAAUUCCCACAGAUACAGGCUAAAACAAUCAAAAACCGAACCAGAGCCUGGUACUGUGUGGCUCUUGGUAACAGCUAAAGGUAUCAAGAUUUUACCAGAUAACGGAUCCAUGUCCAACUUUAUUUGGAGUUCUAUAGGAAAAUUAAGUUUUGACAGAAAGAAAUUUGAAAUACGCACAGAAGAGGGCAAAAUAACACUAUAUUCAUCCAGUGAGGAAAAAUGUAAAUAUCUUUUUGCGUUAUGCAAAGAAACACAUCAAUUUUCCAUGAAAAUAUCUCCUAAGUUAAAUGAUAUUUUAAAGAAGGAAGAAGAUGAACGGAAGAAUUGUUUUUCAUAUUCAAAAUCAUUCAGUUCGAAUUAUUCCCAAAACAAAAAUGAACAGAGAAUAUCACUCAUAUCUUCCACUAGUUCUAACACAACUUCAGGAAUAGUUAGUGACAGAGUACAAUCGGAAGAUGAACUAGAAAUCAUGAUUGAUUCACCACCAGCACCCUCUACGGAAAGCUUGGCGUUUGCUCAUUUGUUAGAUUGUUCUAACACAUAUUUUAUUCGCCCACAAGACGUUGCUCAACCAAUAAGUAAAACGACAUCUCUUCAGCGACCAAAAACAAAAGUAAAAACUAAAAAAAAUAAAGAUGAUUCUGAAACUUCGAUAAAAGAAUGUUCACUUGAUUUAGGGCACUGCUCUACUAGUACGUGCGAUGAAACAAUAUCUUUACCAGACCAAAGUGUCAGUGAAACGUUGACCGACAGCCCAACCUCUAGUAAAAUGAAAUGCACUGGAUCACAAUGCUCUUCAUCGUGUAGUACAGUUAUAAUGACGCGCGCAGCGUUGAGCACUUUAAGUCGAGCUUCCAAUGGGAGCAGUUUAGAAUUAGGCUAUAGCCAUACUGCACAAAAUUCGAUGAUAAGUGACAACAGCACCGUCGGUAUAGAUAUUGAAUUUUCUCAAGACACGUCUUCAGCGCUAUACGAUGGCCUCAAUCCACCGAUUACCGUUGCUGCAUCGAGCGAAACGAGCGGUGUCUACACCAUGGGAAGUUCGGAACUUACGUGUCGAUCGAAGAUGUACUCUCCUUCUGAUGAAAGUAGGUCAGACUAUAGAGAUUCACACUUUUUAAGAUAUAAAUCCAACAAAGAAAAUGAUUUUGCCGAUUUUGAUAGCGUCUCCUCGAUACUUAAUAACAAAUCGAACCGGGAAAAUCUUAAGAGUAAAGAACGUAGAGCUCAGUCAUGCUCAUCAAACAUCGACUGUGUAGACGGUACAUCACAAUUUAGGACCCAAGCGCAAAGUGAUAAAGAAAAUUUAUUCCGAGAGCGGACAAAUUCAAACGUUAGUGCCUUAUCGUUCCAUGGUGACGGUAGUGAUCCUACAGACAAUAAACACAAUUUACUCAGCGCAAGUGAAUUAAGUGACUUAAUCGUUGGCCGCGGAAUAUACCCUAAGAACCAAUCUGUGAGUGAUACCUUUGAUUCAGUUUCAGACUACGUUAGGCUGCCAUUACCAUUUGCCGGAGACAGUUAUCUAAAAGGCCAUGAAGAUACAGCUCCAUCCGAUGACAACUAUCCGAACAAUAGUUUCUUCUUCGACCGCCCACCUACCCCUCCUGCCAGAAUUGAUAGUCGAAAGAGCCUCAAUUUAUCUCUUCCAAACAUCUUAGACUUAAACGACGAUUCUAUGUUGCCAAAAGUUCCAAAAAAGCCUCCUCCGCCGUAUGAAUAUAAUCACAAAACUAUAUCAUCUCAACCCACCACUCCCAAUAAGCCCCCUCCUGCUUAUCCAGGAACAACAAACGCCCCCUCGCCUUUAAAACCGAUUAACGAUAAAGAAGAGGUAGCUGCGAGAGUCGUUACGUCUAAACCAAUGAUAACUAUUCUUAAGGCGGAAGCAGGAGAAGUUAACGUUUCUGGCGAAAGAACGUUCGCAAGUCCAAUGGUCGUGGAGCAUCGAUUUCAAAAAUCAAAACGACACCAAACUUCUAGCCGAAGAGCGGAACGCUCAAAAUUGUCCCAAGGAAUUAAUAACACUUUUUCCGUGGCUAGAGAAAUGCCUCCUAGUGUAGAUUCAAGCUUGCUCGUAGCAAUGAUGAAGUUACCGCCCCCGCCUCCGCCACCCAGACGAUCUAGGCUUCCGCCCCCGCCCCCCGUGACUCGCUUACCGCCCCCACCGCCACCGCACUCCGUUUUCCAUCAGCAGUUAUACAGCGACGUAGACUACGUCUACUACCCUCUUCAAGAUCCAUCCAUAUCACAGCAAAAUUACUUAGACCACAAGUUAACGGAGUCGCGGCUCUCAAAUUUACAAAAAAGCAGCCUACAAUACAGAAGUACGCCUUUCCUGUCGACCACUCUGUCGGCCUCCUCGACCUAUGGAUCCAUACAGAAUCUCUCAGAUUCCUACAUACAGAUACCUGGUACUAGAACGAGCUGGUACUCGCUAGCCAGCAAGACGUCUAUGAGCAGUCAUUCCAUUAAUUUGGAGAGGUCUCCGUCCCGCAUUCAGGAAAUACCCAUGUUCUCUAGGACCAAAUCUAAUGACAAUUUUGUUAAAAUGAUGAACCCACCGCCAACAAAAACACGGCGAAUGCCGCCUCCUCCCCCGCCUCCGUACGAGCAUAAGAAGAAGCUACCCUCACACUUAAAAGAACUAAACAUUCCUCACGGCAGUAUGUUUCAUAGCGAAUUAAACCGUAGCAAAGUAAGCGAACCUAACGUCGACUUAGAUAUAAAAAGUUUAAGAGAAAAAAGUAAAAAUUUAGAUUUGCCGCUUAUAGCCGCACUAUGCAACGAUCGAUCCUUGUUGAAACAGACGAAAGCAUUUGGUGCCCCAAAGACGGCCAAACAGACGAGCGCCGACUGCGAUCGCGACAAGAAAUCUGUUAAGCCUAAUCAAAACUCCACCGAUACCUUAGAUUUAAAAAACAAACAACCUUUAAUCAAUAAGAAACCGAUAUUAGGAACUGGAACUCAAAAGAAAGUGUUGCUGCGAAAUCCUACGGACAAACUUCCCGCGAUCCCUAAUUCAGAACCUCACACCCCUAGGGCUAUGUCAAACACUUAUGUUAUGCAUCCAAAUGUAGCCAAAGCGAAGAAAAGUCAACACAGCUCCUAAAUGUCCAUUCUACACAGUACACACUCCUUCGGCGGAUCUAGGCGAGUUUUAGCUAAAACAUGUUUUACUAUUAAAUCAAAACAGUAUGUUCAAUUAAAUUAAUAUUUUCAAUAUUUGACUUUUACCCUUCUUCACCAACUACGUCUUAAAACGUUGAGUAUAUCCAAGAGGUAUUUAAGGUCAUUGGUGGAAUCUUAAAAAAUUGGUACUCCUAUUGGCCGCUAAGAUCACUUACCGUAAGAAGCAGUUGGAGGAAUAAGGACAAUAGAAUCUUAUUGCAUAGAACCGCUGAUGGAUAACGCUUUGCUCAUUUAUUGUGAAUCCUUCCAGUGCUAUGAGCUCAUACAUUCCUUUAUUAUUGUAACAAAAGACUGAUACUAGAAAUGUAAUUGCCUCUGCAAUAAUAUAAUUUAAAUUAAGAUUUAACGUAGCCAUAGUUCAAUAGUAUUACUAUGCGAUUGAAAAAUAAAUUCCAUUGUCUUACCUGGCAUCUUAGUUCGAAUUAAUUUUAUUCAAUAAAUAAGUAUGAAAUACUUGUACCAUAUAGAAGGAUUUACUUCUUAAUCGCGUAGUACUAAACGCUAGGUGAUCGUCACAAAUAUAGAUGUCAAGUCUAGACUACAGUCUACAUCAUAACAUACCAUAACAUUAUACCUGAGCAUGAUAGAUGUGUAUUUAAUCUUAAAUAUUAUCUACAUUCCAUAAAAACUUAUGACUACAGAGUAUUGGACCUUACUCCUAAACAUCAAAGGUAUUAAAGGGUAUGGUGUAUUUUGUCGUAGUCUGAAGUUUAGCAAUGUUUUGACAAUAUUAAAACAAUGUUUCUUUUAGUUUUUCUUUUGAAUAAUGUAAUAUAGUUCGAGUCAUUGGAUAGAGCUAGUUAAUUAUAGAAAUAUAAUGGUACAGCUAUUUAUUUCUUCAAGAAACAUGUACAUACAACAAUAAUAAGAAUGUAUUCCAAAAUGUACAAAUGUAUAGUAAACUAUCGUACAAGA